Messenger RNA from Bicyclus anynana (squinting bush brown), 8465 nucleotides. RefSeq names its product TBC1 domain family member 9 (gene Tbc1d8-9). The coding region runs from base 170 to 3544 and encodes 1124 amino acids. The transcript has 19 exons. NCBI's taxonomy places the organism in Eukaryota, Metazoa, Arthropoda, Insecta, Lepidoptera, Nymphalidae. The record is from RefSeq and is a predicted model, not a curated record.
CUUUUGACGUUUGUGGUCAAAUUCUAAGUCGAAGCUCGUAGGAUUUCCCUGCUUUGCUUACAUUGCGUUUUAUUUUAAUUGUUUAUUUCGUUUUCGUAAUUUCACUAUGAUGAGACGUGAUCAAGUACGCUAGCUAUGUUACGUAUUCGUCCAUUUAUUAACAAUUAAAAUGUGGGUGAAACCUCAAGAAGUAUUUCUGAAGACCCCAUUGUGGGACACUGACGAAACUACGUUGUAUUUCGUUCUCCAACGAAGGAAAGGACACGGAAAGUCGAAAGGUCUAUCGUCCUUACUGGUGGGAACGUUGGACAGCGUUCGUGACACGAAACCAGCGCCUUACAGGAUUUUGCACCAGACACCGAACUCUGAAAUAUACUAUGUAAUAGCAACAGCACUGACUGAGCAAGAGAUACGUCAGGACUGGCAGUGGUUGAUUGACAAUGUGAGUCCGACACUACACUCAUUUGACACUGAGGAGGAGAUCACAGAGUUUGUCUGCUGUAAGAUUAACUCUAUCAUUGCCACUGAGCAAGAAAAUUUAACUGAAGAUGAAGACACCAUCACAUAUAAAAAUGUUGAUUAUGAUUUUCGUCAGCGAUUUGCAAUGCCAAAAGAUGAGAAGUUGGUUUGCUAUUACUCAUGCAGUUAUUGGAAAGGCAAAAUGCCUCGUCAAGGUUGGAUGUACUUAUCAGUACAUUACAUGUGCUUCUAUUCUUACAUAUUUGGACGCAAAACAGCUAUUAAGAUUCGAUGGGCAGACGUCACAGAACUGGCGAAGACCAAUAGCCUCUUGUUCCCUGAUUCAAUCAGAGUUGUGACACGGGAUGGAGAACAUUACUUCACCAUGUUCCUGAGGAAGAAUGAGACAUUUGCUCUCAUGCAGCAGCUGGCAAAUAUUGCAAUGAAGGAGUUAAUCAACGACAAGUCGGGCACAUUCAAUAUCGACAAGGAUCUACUAACGAAACUCAGCAAGAAUGUACCAAAGAAGCCAUCUUUCCUCAAACGAGAUUUGGAUGCUAGGAAACAAUCGAACCUGUACACGCUCAGGUUUCGAUUGCCUCACACGGAGAAGUUGGACGGUUCGGAAGAAUGUACUCUAUGGACGCCGUAUAACAAGAAACACAAUUGGGGAAGACUGUACCUGUCACAAAAUUUCAUCUGUUUCGAUAGUCGGGUGUCGCAUCUAGUACGUCUAACGAUACCUCUCCGGAACGUGUAUCAAGUGGAGCGCGCUGAGACGGGCGGCACGGGCAGCACCGCAGACUCUGGCAGCAUCCUCAUAACGACGGCUCAUCACACCAGCUUCCUCUUCGGGAACAUAUCCGACCGGGACUUCCUCUGCUACAAGAUAUCGGAGCUGCUCGCUAAGUUACCAAAUGAUGUGUACAGGGAGAAGUCGACGAGGGCAGUGAACCGGCCCGAGGAGGGGGAGUGGACUCCCCAGCCGCCAUUGAUGACAUUGUUCAAAACUCACCAAACGGCAUCCAUCCGGCAGAUACAACAGAAGAAGGAAAAACAAUGGGAAGAUCACAUGGCCGAAGUAGGCCGCGGUGUGAGCAUGUAUAGAACGACUGAAGGCAGUGAACUUGUAGUCAACGGCAUCCCCGAAUGUCUCAGAGGCGAGCUUUGGGGGGUGUUCUCGGGGUCCAUACUACAGAAGGCUCAAAAUAAAGGCUUAUACGAGAAACUUGUGAACGACGCGUUGUCAUCUAAGAACCAGGCCAACGAUGAAAUCGAGAGAGAUCUCCAUCGAUCACUCCCCGAACACCCCGCUUUUCAAAAUGAUGUUGGCAUAUCAGCGUUGCGCCGAACACUUUGCGCGUACGCCCUGAAGAAUCCCACAAUCGGCUACUGUCAAGCGAUGAACAUAGUCGCUUCCGUCCUACUAAUAUACUGUCCAGAGGAACAGGCCUUUUGGUUGUUGGCGACUAUCUGUGAAACAUUGCUCCCGGAUUAUUAUAACACCAGGGUUGUUGGCGCUUUGGUAGAUCAGGGAGUGUUAGAUGAGCUCACAAAAGUUCAUCUGCCAGAACUGCAUGCCAAGUUGGACGAACUGGGCAUGAUGAAGAUGAUCUCCUUGUCUUGGUUCCUGACCCUCUUCAUCUGUGUGAUGCCUUACGAGUGUGCUGUGAACGUUAUGGACUGUUUCUUUUAUGAUGGCGCGAAGGUCAUAUUUCAGGUUACGCUGACAAUCCUGGACAUAAACCGCGAGCUGCUGCUCAACUGCGCGGAGGACGGGCAGGCGAUGCAGGUGCUCAACGACUACCUCGCCGGCAUCUACAACGACGAGGCGAUGGCUCUGUGCACCGAGCCCCGGACUGCGGCCCGGACGAUAAAAAUCCAAGAGCUAGUGUACCAGUCGUACCGGUCGUACGGUGCGGCGGUCAGCAGCGAGUGCAUCGAGCACCUGCGCCUCAAGCACCGGCUGCGCGUGGUGCGCCAGCUGGAGGACAGCUUGGAGAAGAACACGCUGCGAGCGCUGCUGCAGGAUAAACUGCUGGACGCCAACGAGCUCCAGGAGCUGCUAAGCAUAAUUCGCGAGGAGCUGUUCUGGGCCAAGCGCGUUCCGUGCGAACGCCUGGAGGCACCGUACGAGGCCUACCGACUUGACUACGGGCAGUUCAAGACUCUGUUCUCGGCGCUGUCGCCUUGGGCCAAGGGGGACUGCGCUGACGCCAUCACUACUAGGAUGUUUAAGUUGAUGGACCACGACGACGACGGUCUGGUGAGCGCGCGCGGGCUGAGUGUGGCGGUGGGGCUGAGCACGCGCGCGGACGCGCAGCGCCGGCUGCGGGCGCUGUACUGCGCGCACGCGCCGCCGCUGCUGUCGCCGCUGGAGCUGCGCCCCACGCACUUCACCGACACCGGCGAGGAGCUGGCCACUGACGCCAUCUGCUUCUUUGAUAGUAUAGAAAACCCGUCCACUCCCGAGCCAAUACUGCAGCGGUCCAUCAGUGAAGUGUGCGGGGACGGACAGAUGGACAAAUCCACCGACAGCGCUUACAGCCAGUGUGAGUCGUGGCAGCCGGCGGACUGCGUGCGAGCGUGCGCAUUGGCAGGGCUGCCGUCGCCGGCCGCCUCCACGCCGGGGACCCCGCCCCCGCCCCGCGCCGCGCCGCCGCUCCCGCGCGCGCAUUUCCUUCAGCUUCUGGCUGCGCUGCACGACCUCACGCAGCACUCCACGCCGCUGUACGAGGCCGUCGCCAGAGCAGGCACUUUACUCCUACAGCUGGGUGAGCUGAACCACAGGCCUGCCCUGGACCGGGAGAUCUCCCAGGACAGCCUGUUCUUGGCUGCGGCGGCGCAACCUGCCCCUGAGGUGGAUCCAAACGGCAACCCAACCGAAGUUGAUCUACAGAAGCCGCCACGAUCUCCUUCAAAGGAGAGCGAACAAGACGAAGGAGUUUGGUCAAUAACCCUCGAACAGUUCCUAGCGACCAUGCUCACGGAGUCGCUGCUUGAGGAUUACUUCAACAAGCAAGUACCAAUCAUGCCCAUGUUAGAAGCGUUGAGACAGAGGGACCGACUGCAAUCUGUUUCAUAGUUAUAAUAUUUUUUUAUAUAUAGAAAUAAGCGAUUUGUGAUGUCACUUAAUCAAAAAGGGAUUACGUGACAUAGGAAUAACUUGAAAGAGACCUUUUUUGGUAGUUUUAUAAAUGGUUACUAUGUCAAAACAUCCAUUUUCUAAGGUUGUUACAAGAAAUACGGAAACCAUGUGCGUUCAAGUAAAACAAGGGCAUAGUCGUCCAAAACUUUUAAAAGACAGGUACACUCAAAAAAGGUUACAAUUUUGCAAUGUUACCUUUUUAAUUUUUAUGAAUAACUAACAAGAUAGAGAAACUAGACAUCAACGAUUUCCGUCUUAUAUAUAGGUAAAUCAUUGUUGACGAUUGUUAGCAUUUGGCAUUACUACCAGCUUUAAUUCCAGAUGUCAUCUGCUAACUCUCAUUCGCACGAGAGCUUUUUAACGGACGUUAAAAAAGCGUUUCAAAUACAACAAAUGCAUUCCCAAGUAUAUAUUCACACGACAGCGUUUUCAAAACAGAACGCUUUUUUCGAGCAGUGUUGCAUUUUCAAUUUUGGGCGUUGGAAAUAGACCUUCAUUUAAGUUCAUACUAUCAUACUAUACGCUACGCCCGCCAACGCUAGGUUUGGACGCAUCGUUUUUUUUAGAGUUUUUUUAACGGACGUUAAAAAAGCGUUCAAAUAUAGUAGGAAGUUAAAUGAAGGACUAUUUCAACCAAAAGCGUCGUGUUGUGAACAUAACUUAGGAAUGCAUUUGUUGUAUUUGAACGUUUUUUUAACGCGUGUUAAAAAAGCUCUCGUGCGAAUGAGUGCUUAGAUUUUCGUGCAACGUCACGUCUUUUGCUUCAUAGACUACACAUGCAAUGUGUAGAUACGUGUGUUCAGAGGGCCUAGUGGCAGUAUGAUACUGUUACUGUCACGUAACGUAAACGCGAAUUUCUAAGGAAUUGAAACAGCACCAUCUAGUGACACUACUGCACAACUGUUUUAAUUCCAUAUAAAUUUGCGUAAACGUCAACGUGAUAGUAACAGUAUGAAAAUAUUGAAAACUCCCACUAGGCACACAGGUGACAGUUGAAAAUUAUUUACUUAAAAAUGAAUAGAUGCCUUUGUAAUUAUAAUAAUUAAAAUUAAUCGCAUUUAGACUAUUAUUGUACUAUUAUUAUAUAAGAAUGGUAUGUACUGCAUGAAAUAAACAAUAAAUGCAUUAUUUAUUUUUUAUAUCGCAUAAUAUGUAGGGAAACCGGUUAAAAUUAUGAGAAUGUAUAGAGAUUGUUGAUAGAAAUAUAAUAUAUUGCAUUGAUAUUACAUUAUGAGCUUGCAAGAGAAAAUAAUAAGUAAUUGAAAAGUGUACUAUUCAAAAUGUAGGCCAAGUUUUGGAUAAUUUCCUAAUAAUAUUAAUACCUCAUAAUAAUUAUAAUAAUAACACAAUAAAGAACAGUAGAGUUUUUGUAUGUUUAAGUAAUAUAAUUAACGAAAAUUAAGAGGAAGCGAAAAAACAUUAGCAGAACAUAAAAAGGAAAAAAAAUUUUUUUUUAAAUAGUAUGUUUUUCAGAACUAAAUUUAAUAAAAAAACAAAUUCAACACAAAGUCGCAAGUGUCCAUUAUCAUUCUAAAUAUUGCCUUCUUGAUCUACUUUUUUCUUAAUUAUAAAACUGUUUCAAUAAAUAAAUAUAGCGAACCUGGUCAAGCUUCGCUUUGAUUUAUAUGCUCUUCUUCCCUAGCCCUACCCUACCCCUACCCUACGAACUUAAAGUUCAAGCAACUUGAGCUCAUAACUGUGACGUUUAUUUAUAUGGUGAUUGGUGAGGAAUUUAACACUGCACACAACUCGCACAUAUUCUUGAGUUGAGUAAUGUUUAUAAAGCGGGCCAUAGACGCUCAAGUCUAAGUUGUUAUAUAUUAAUGUCAUAGAAUGGACACAUAUUAAAUAAAUAAUUUGUAUCAAACAUUUGGAACCCUAAACAAAGUCUGGACACUACCUUUGCUGAACUGAACUGAAUAACAUUCCAAAAUUAUAUAUUUUUUUUUAUUUUAUGGACUUGUAAAUUUAUUUUGUUAUGUGUUAUGUCAACGAAAUGUUAACACGUUCACUGCGGUACGAGGUCAAUUAAUCUCGUACCACACCACAGUUUUAGUGCGAGGUCAAAAAACCCCGUAUUGUACGGUACGAGGUCAAUUAACCUCGUAACACACCACAACAAGUUUUAGUGCGAGGUCAAAAAACCUCGUAUUGUAUUGGUAAAGUACUGAAAAAUCAGUGAUGCAGCGAACGUGUUAAUAGUGAAUAUAACUUUAAAGAUUAUAAUAUAAACCUACUAUAAGAAACAUUCUCUUCAUUAUAAUAAUUAUAGAGUGAGCAUUAUUUUUGAGUAAGCUAUAUAUCAAAUACUGAAAUAAUUUUUAUCUAACAUAGUAUUCUUAUAGCCAUAUUAGUGUAAGAUGAAGUUAUGCUUAAUUAUUAAUAAUUAAAACUAACCAAAUGAAUAUUUCUUAAUUUUAAUUUGCACUCUAUUAUGUGUAAACCGAAUAAUUGAGAAGAUAAUAAUUUUAUCAAAAACAUCACCAAACGUUUUGUAUACAGUCAGUCCAUAAUUCGUAAUAUUAUUAAAACCCCUGCUUGCCUAGUUUGUUUGAUUGAUCUAAUUUAAGAAACUGUGAUUUUCACAAAUGUGAUGAAUAUGUUCUAUAUGAAAAUCAAUAUUUUAUUUAUAAACAAUUUGAAAACAUAAUAAUCGAAAAUUUUCUAAAAGCUCUUUUAGAAAAUAUUUUCAUUAUAAAACUAGCAUAUAGGUACAACUUUGCGUCGUUACGAUGCAUAUUCAAGACGAAUUUUCAGAGAAAUGAAAAAUUCUUGAUAAUUUUUUUUUAAAUGAUAAAGAUAAUUUCAUGCAGAAUAUAAUACUGUUCUAGCGUCAUUGAGGAGAUAUCGUUCGGUGGUAUCCUUGACAAUGUACCGAUUUGCGAGAGAAUAAAAAUGUUAAGAUAAAAAGUAUAAAGAGUACAAAAAAAAGUUUAAAUCAUUUUUAUAUCGCUGCAAAAAAAAAAACUAGUGAUGUAGAAAAAAUAAUCAAACUUAAUCAAAAUUUUUAGAUUCUUGUGAACAACCGAAUAUUCUGACUGCCUGAUAAAUACAUACCAAGUUUUUAACAAUCCAUACUGUAAAUAACAUAAUCAUGUAAUAUAUUAUUUUGUGAAUAAUAUAUUAUAUCGCAAAAUUUGGUGCUUGGCUGUUAAAUUUAGGCUUCAAAGUCAUGGAUGUACCAAAAAUUGUAUAAAAGCUUUAUAUUUUGAUAACUACAAUAGAUACAAAUUGUGUAAAAUGCUAAUUUCAUAUGCGUAAGUUCCAUAAAAAAAUGAUUUGUGGGCAAUAUUUAUAACAAAAAUAGGUAUCUAAGACACCUGCAGGCCUAGCAAUAGCAUGCAUAAAUGAUACAUCUCAUGAAGAGAAAAAGAUAUAUUGUUGACCAAUAGCGGCGGAAUCGAAAAUAUCGAUCUUUUUUGUUUUUUUCUCUUCAAGAGAUAUCUCAAAGCGUGUGUCUUGGACCUACCCACUGACAGUUUCGACUGUUGUCAAAGGCCGGUCAUUUUUGUAUAUCAGUUUAGUAAAUUGCGAUGACUUGCUGACGACUUUAGGUAGAGAUUACUUAUUAUACAUAUACCUAUCAUAAAGUAUGCGUCAUCAUACAAGGUAAAGUCGUAAAUAAUUAUUGUUAUCGCCUAUAUUUACGGGUCCAUUUAAAUUUAACCAAAAUUGGAUUCUAUUUAAUAUUCUAAAUCGUAAAAAAAGCAAUAAACACGUAGGUACUUAAGGAUUGUAUAAUGCGAGGACACCCACGAUCCGAUAUACCUACCCACAUGAAGUUCGGUAAAACUGAUAGUGUGUUGAUCGCGUUUUUUGCUUCAAGUGGAACUGGCAUGCACAUCGCGACCAAAGGCGGAUUUUUUGUCUGACGUGUCGUGUCGUGACGCAUCAGAACAGAAUCGAUAUCACACAUUUUGUAUGGCAACGUUUACACUUGUGCUGUGAUGUCUUAAUGGCUUAAUGAUGUGUCGCAUACAAAAUGUAUGAAACCGAUUCUGUUUUGAUUCACGACACGACACGACAAAUAUAAUUGCGCCUCAACAAGGAUAUGUUUUACUGGACGUCAUGCCGGCAGCGCUUCAGGCAUGUGGGUAUAUCGGACCGUAGGUGGCUAGCAUAUUUCGACCUGCAUAUUUAUUUGGCAGGUCAAAUGAUUUUUGCAGGUAAAUUUGAAUAUUUAUUAACUAUAUUUUGGCGUAUUAAUAUAACUGUCGCACAUUUUUUUUUUUAGUCAAAUGUAAUGUGAAGGCUUAUUCCCUUAAUUGCACUCUUUUGCUCUAAGUUGUUUUACAGUAAGAAUUCUGAAAUAGUGAAAUUAUUGUGGUGUAAGCAAUAAAGAAAACAUUAGGGCGCGUAUAGACUGACAAGCUUGCUGAUAGUAUACCUAAGUGUUUAUGUGUGGAAAGUUUUGACGGCCUCCGUGGCGCAGUGGUAUGCGCGGUGGAUAUACAAGACGGAGGUCCUGGGUUCGAUCCCCGGCUGGGCAGAUUGAGAUUUUCUUAAUUUGUCCAGGUCUGGCUGGUGGGAGGCUUCGGCCGUGGCUAGUUACCACCCUACCGGCAAAGACGUACCGCCAAGCGAUUUAGCGUUCCGGUACGAUGCCGUGUAGAAAGCGAAAGGGGUGUGGAUUUUCAUCCUCCUCCUAACAAGUUAGCCCGCUUCCAUCUUAGACUGCAUCAUCACUUACCAUCAGGUGAGAUUGUAGUCAAGGGCUAACUUGUAAAGAAUAAAAAAAAAAAAAAAAAAGUUAGAUUAAUGCCAUACAUGAUAUAUUAAUACAUUUCAGACAAUCCUGUGAGUCUGUAAACGUGUAUAUUAUGUACUUUAAUAAAAACACAUUUUGUUCAAUGUUAAA